AUGGCGAACGCUGAGCCAAGCUUGAUCCUCUCCGACCUCUCGCCAGAUCUGCUGCGGCUCGUCUACAACAAGGUGGCCAAUCCGUUGGCCCCCCUCGCCGCGAUUUCAUUCGGCAGCACGUGCAAGAGUUUGCGCGCAGCUGUGCGCAGCCGCGCUGCACCCCACGACCGCUCCGCUGAGGAGCGGCUGCGGCGACAAUUCGUUCGAGUGACGGUGUUCGCCCGGGCGACCGAGUUUGUCGCGGUGGACUUUCGCAGUGGCGAGGCUUUGACUUUCGGCGAGCUCAUGACUUCAGGCUGGAUCAACCAACUUCAGAAAGUAAAACUACGAGGGCUGGACAGAGCACCAGAGAAUCAGGCGGUCGAGCCGCCGCCGUGGGGCUUUGCAGACGAGCUCCGCGAGCACGGCGAAACCAGGCAUCUCCGCCUCCCCCUUCGAUUUCCGAACCCGGAGACGGAAGAGGCACAGUGUGCAACAGAGGUGAUGUGGUGGGAGGUUUUCAGGACAGCCGCUGAAGAUGACUACAGAUUGGGGCCAAUAAUCCGCGCGCUCACGGGUGGCGCGCUGCCGCGGCUGCUCCACCUCGACUUCGGCGACAACAAGCUGGGCGACUCCUUCUGCGUAGGGCUUUCCGCAGCGCUCUCAGCGUGCACAGCUUUGCAGGAGCUGUACCUGGAUCGCAACGGCAUCACCGGCCACGGCGUGGCUGCGCUGGCUGGCGCACUGGGGGCCGGUGCGGCGCCGCAUCUCAGGAUUUUAGGGAUGCGCGACAACUUCAUCGACGACGCCGGCCUCGGGGCGCUCGCCGAGAGCGGCAAGCAGGGCCUCCAGCGGCUCGAGGUGCUCCUCGUCGACUAUUACCUGGACCUGGAGUCUGGCGCGCCGCAAAGCGGCCUCUCCGCCAGCGGAUUCAACACGCUUGCCGCUGCCCUUCGCGACGGCGCGUUUCCGGCGCUAAUUUACUUGGCAGCCGGGUCCCUGGAUGGGGGGGAGCUUGUGCAGCUGAACAGUGCUUGCGAUACGCGAUCAAUCCGUCGAGAUUUUGUGAUUGAGGAGGAGUUAGAGGUGCUUCGGUGUGGGGUGUGUGGCGAGGAGGGAGAGGAGACGGGGUGGGAAUACCUGUGCAAAUGGGAGGGAGAUUGGGAGGACUCGUGGGUGCGGCACGACGAGAUGGGCACCACAGAGCCGCGCUGGAACGGGUCCACCUGCAAGGUGGUCUCCUUUGACCGCGAGCGGCGGCGCUACACCGUCCAGAUGAAGGACGAGUCGACGCACCUCGCCCUCAAGCUCGAGAGCCUCCGGCUCUGA
Molecule: messenger RNA, 1308 nt
Organism: Emiliania huxleyi CCMP1516
Lineage: Eukaryota; Haptophyta; Isochrysidales; Noelaerhabdaceae
Exons: 3
Coding region: 1-1308 (435 amino acids)
Molecular function (GO): protein binding
Source: RefSeq, a predicted model, not a curated record